GCCGCUCGGUGAGCUCGGCGCUCGGUCGGCGGGGACUGCGUAGACGUCGUAAUGGCGGCCCCCGGGUUAGAAGAAGGGGGCUUGUUCGCCCGGGGGGUGCGGGCGGUGCUGGGCGGCUGGGCCGCGCUCCAGCUGGCGGUGGCCCACGGUUUCGGGGGCCCCCAGAGCCCCGAAAAAGCGACGUGGUUGGCGGGAGCCCUGCAGGAGUUUUUCGCCCAAAAUGAACUGGGGGAGGAGGAGGUGGAGGAGUUCCUGGCCGAGGUGAUGGAUAACGAGUUCGACACGGCAGUGGAGGAUGGCAGCCUGCGGCAGGUCAGCCGGGAGCUGGUGACUCUCUUCGCCCAGGCCAGCCGGGGGGACGCGGGGGGGGUGGGGGAGGCCCUGGGGGCUCUGGCUCGCCGCGGCCCCGCCCUCCGAGCCGCCCUGGCCACUGCCCACCUGGAGGAAAGCCCCGCCCAUGCCCCGCCCACACCUGAGGGGGACACACCCCCCCGGACCCCCCCCCCCCACCAGGAGGGGGGGGAGGAGAGCAGCGAGGAGGAGGAGGACGAGGAGGAAGAGGCGAUGGAGUGCGGGACCCCCCCCCCCCCCCCCGACGGCUGGACCCUGGACGCUGGUGGCCCUGGAGGCCGCCUUGGCCUUGGAGGAGGAGGACGGUGACAUCCCGGCCCGGGUCCUGGUCGAACAUCUCGUGGACACCCGUCGGAAGCAGAAGCUGCUCCUCACCCAGCUGCGGGUGCUGCGCCUGCUCCUAGGGGUGAUCGAGAACCCGGGGCCCCCCUCGGCCCCCCCCCCACUCC
Messenger RNA from Aquila chrysaetos chrysaetos, 800 nucleotides. It is a transcript of the gene TSR2, whose product is annotated as TSR2 ribosome maturation factor. Gene Ontology annotation, biological process: maturation of SSU-rRNA from tricistronic rRNA transcript (SSU-rRNA, 5.8S rRNA, LSU-rRNA). The transcript has 7 exons. Lineage: Eukaryota; Metazoa; Chordata; Aves; Accipitriformes; Accipitridae. Gene Ontology annotation, cellular component: nucleus. Bases 52 to 660 code for a protein of 202 amino acids. The record is from RefSeq and is a predicted model, not a curated record.